Molecule: messenger RNA, 776 nt
Organism: Mytilus trossulus (common blue mussel)
Lineage: Eukaryota; Metazoa; Mollusca; Bivalvia; Mytilida; Mytilidae
Exons: 5
Coding region: 32-682 (216 amino acids)
Biological process (GO): cell-matrix adhesion
Cellular component (GO): extracellular region; lysosome
Molecular function (GO): calcium ion binding
Source: RefSeq, a predicted model, not a curated record
UUAUUUUAUAGACGAAAUUUGUUAAUUUAAAAUGGUCCAGGAAAGUAAAUUGAAAAUUCUUUUCUUGUUUUGGUUGAAACUGGCGUUUGUUGUAUGUUGUUGCGUUCCAGACCAAUGGGAAGGACGAUUGGCAAUAAAAUUUGGAGAAAUUGAAGAUGGCCGACUUAGUGCUGGUUGGGAGUUUUACAAUAUGUCUUUUGAUGCCACCAAUCAGAAAGUCGCUUAUGUUGGUCAUAUUGGAGUCGACGAAUCAGAAUGGUAUGAACAGGUGUUACAGGAUUAUUCAAAGGGCAAACAAUAUGCAGUUAAAGCUGGAACUUGCAAGAUAACACCAUUAGAAGGAAACGUAACGACAUGCAUCCCAUCUAACGCUAAGAUGUUACUAUCCUCAUACUUUGGUUUUGGGCAGGACAAAUUAAGUGUCAAUUUCUACCAGUUCUCAUUGAAUCAAACAUCGAUAGAAAUAUCUGUUGUGAAGGAAAGCUGUGUACCAGUAACCCAGCACGUAGAGACACAGACUGCAGUUGGCGAAAUGCAUUACAUAGGGGUUGCGGCAGGAAUUAGUAAUAAAAAAAUCUUCGACAUCCCAUUAUCCUGUCAGAAUCGAACACAAUCUUCAGUGGAUACAUCAAUCAAGUGGGUUAACAAACGACGAAACUCAUUUAGCUCAGUAUGGUGGUGAUAUCCAGUUCAUUUUUAUGCGGAAUAGAAGCAUGUAUUUUAAUUCCUAUCCACAUAAUGCCAAAGUUGACUUUCAGAUACUUUAUAAUAUUUAU